AUUAAUUUCAAGCAUAAACUUUGUGGAUACGGUGCAUAUUAUUAUCUUUUAUCUUCUACAUCAAAAUUCAGCUAGCUUAUCAUCCAGUUCGGAGCAUGGAUAAUGAAGCUGAGGCUGUGUUGACUCUGGCGUGAUAUUUAGUGAACGAACUAGGGAAGGUGUGUUAUGUGAAAUCAUUGUACUCUGUAAAUCAUGCCUGGCAGAAUAAACUGUGUACUAUUGUUGUUUAUAAAAUUAGGCUGUGCGUUUGAUUUUAAUCCGUUUGAUAUUCCGGAAAAACCGGACGGACCGGCGAGCGACCCCUGUGACGCUGAGUAUGUUUUACGAAAUAAAUCCGAUCGUUUAUGCGUUGGAGGGACUUGUAAGUACGGAUACUGUUAUAAGGAACUAGGACCAGAGUUUUGUAAAUGUGACGCCUCGGCCUGGGGGUUGUAUUGUGAUCAAGCAUGUUGUAAAGACUGCAGUGAAAACGGCAUUUGUAAACAAAACUCGACCACACAGACAGAAUCUUGCUCAUGUAGUGGUGGAUAUACAGGAGAAUUUUGUGAAAUAAAAGGAACAUGUCCCUGUCUAAACGGGCAGUGUCGCUCGAGCUCUCUGAGCGAAUGUGAUUGCGAUGAUGGCUGGUCCGGAGAUGAAUGUGACCUUGAAACCCCCACGAUUAGCACCACGUUGGAAACAAUCGUUAGGACGUAUAACGUUUGUGAGGAGGCUUAUAAGAAGCGCCCGUUAAAUGAACGAAAGUGUUCAAAUGUGAUCAUGGACUGUCAUUUCGGCAGAUGCGUCACCAAGGGCUUGGUUUAUUGCAAAUGUGACAUUGGCGUGUCACCAGGAGACCAGCUUUGUAAAGAAAAAUGCUGCAAAUACUGUGGCGAGCAUGGCGACUGUUACUACAACACGAAAUUGGAACAAGAAAUGUGCAACUGUCAUGACAACUACACCGGAGACCUCUGUGAGAGCAAGAAGGUUUUCCCCUCCACCGAACCUCAUAAAUAUCCCCGAUGGGUUUACUGGGUACCAGGCGUCUGCGGUUUCCUCCUUGUCGCCUUGGUAAUCUUGCUCGUCAUUAUGCCCUACUUUCUGUGGCGGAGGCGAGUGAUACUCGUAAUGAAACUCGUGCACUACUUUAAGGGAUACGAAGAUGAUGACGACAGCAAAUGGGACGCCUUCAUAUCUUACAAGUCAAACACCCCGGAUGAGGAUUUUGUCGUGCACACGUUGUUUCCCAAGUUGACACUUGAACUUGGCUUUUCUGUAAACGUGCACUUCAAGGACUUUACGCCAGGGGAAGAGAUUACAAACAACAUCAUCCACGCAGUAGAAAACAGCAGGAGAACCAUUCUGAUCGUCUCCCCAAACUACUUGGCCUCCAACUUUGCCAAGUUUGAGUGGCAGACCGCCCAGCAACGCAUGUUGGAGCGUCGACAUCGCAUCAUCCCCAUCUUGCUGGAGGAUGUCUCCUCAUAUCACGAGUCAAUGGACCCGAAUCUAAGACAGAUUCUAGCUUCUGUCACAUAUAUCGAAUGGCCACAUGAUGAAACUGCUACACAGAAGAAAACAGACAAAUUUUGGAAGAGAAUCGAACUGUCGAUGCCGAAGAAAAAACAGAAACGCACUGAGAUCCAAACGAUUAUUUAAAAGACAUACCGAGUGAUAAAACAACAGCUACUUUUGUUAAAUCUGACUCGGUAGAGCUGACAACGGAUAACGGUGAAGAAAAUUCCCGACCUCCCUAUCUGCAUGAAAACUCUGGUAUAUACUGUUCAAUUAACGAAAAUGAAAGACCCAACCCUGAAGAAGUUUACAACACAAUCAAUUAAUGAGGCUGGUAUUGAAGCAAGAUUUCAAAGUAUUUGAACAUACCAAGAAAAAAUCUAAGGACGCAUACUAUCUAACACCAAACACAGAAUGAUGAAAGUUCCAACAAUCUAGAAAACCAUAUUACUUUAACCGAGGAAAACUCAGACGGGAGGGAAAUAAAGUAUCUUAAGAUUUCGAAUGUGUUAAUAAUGUACAAUUGUUUAUUUUUUUCAUGAAACUUUGUCUGAUUAUGUAAAGAAUACUUUAAAAUGUUCGUUCCGGUUGAGGUAAAAAAAGAAUGGGUUUAGACAAGAAUAAACAUAAUACUAGACAUUUGAUACAUACUUUGAUACUUUUGUCAAUAAAGAGAUUGGAAGGAAAACCAAGGAAUUGUACCGGUGCAGAUGUAUUAUCAUAAUAGCGAAGGGGACAUAAAAGUGAUAGGCGUUUGUUUAUGUGAGUGUGCGUGUAUUAUCAUAAUUGCGAAGGGGACAUAAAAGUGAUAGGCGUUUGUUUAUAUGAGUGUGCGUGCCUGUACGUUUAUGCAUGGGUCCAAAGCAUUUUUGUCUGGAACAUAACUCUAAAUUGGUUUGAUAGAUCAUAUUGAGGUUAAGGGCAGUUGGCAGGAACCGUAACUAUGGCUGCGGAGUAUAAUUUCAAGUGUAAAUAUUGACUUCAAAGUUCAUAUACAAAUACAUCUUAUUUAGGAGAAGUGCAAUACAUUGGAUUCUGAACUCUGGUGCGGAAUGCUUUUAUUUAUUACCUUUUUAUCAAUUACCACCCUUUGUCAAUGCGGCGGAGAUAUUUAACUUCAUUCUGAGGGAGAUAUGGCAGUCUGUGACUGUCUGUGUCAGAGAGUCAAGUUAGCAUAUCCGAUAUUUGGACAGUGGUGUGACUUCGUAGAUUUGUAGAAUAUCUUUGUAGAAUUUUUAUUUAAUUGUUUUAAAUCAUAAAAGUGGGUUUCGCUUAAAUAUUUCCUCUAUACUGGAUCUUUGCUUAAUAUGUUUGCUUUUAGGUAUGUUGCUGUAGUUUUCUUUUUGUUUUUGCUGAAUUGAUGUGAAUGAUACUAUAUGGUUGUAAUAACACUUAGUUUUGUAUAACUUACAACAUGUUAUAAAAAUGUAUGUAUAAAGUUUUUUAUUCUUUUCCGGCAAUUAUUUUUCAAAUUUAAGUUGGAUUCAAACGAAGCAAAAAACCAAAAUUGACUUUUAUCCGAAAAAAAAACAUUGUACUUGAUCGUCCAAUUUGUGCACUAUAUUGAGACAAAUGUCAACAAAUCACGUGACUAGUGCUUCUGCGACGGCACAUCUGCUCCAACGGAAUGUUUGACUCGCGAAUUGUGUCUCCGGUACCUCAAAUUUUUAACGUUUGUAAAGCGAUUAUUGUCACACUUCUUUUACUAUGUUCAACGAUGAACUUGAAUUAAUCAAUUUCGAUCGAUAGCUCUUAGAUCGCUUGUUUAACGAAAAUACCAAAAAACUAUCAUUAUUGCACGUAAAUGUUUUGAAUAUUACUUAUUUUAAUUUGGUUAUGUUUUAGCAACCAAAAUAUACUAUUUCUCCAAAUGUUGUAUAACACAUGCAAUGCUAUUAUGCUUUUGUGUGCACUUAUUAUCUUGCGAGGUUUUGCCAUAAUGAUUAUGUUCUUCGAAUACUUUUGAAUCUGAAUCUCACCUGUACGGAUAUUGUUGUACAUUUUACGUCGGAAAUGUUUGUUAAUAUAAUUAUGCUUAUUUUUAUAUGUUUUAUUAUCACCUUGAAUAAAAAAGAAUGUUGAGUA
Molecule: messenger RNA, 3579 nt
Organism: Mya arenaria
Lineage: Eukaryota; Metazoa; Mollusca; Bivalvia; Myida; Myidae
Product: protein eyes shut homolog
Exons: 5
Coding region: 193-1638 (481 amino acids)
Biological process (GO): immune response; toll-like receptor signaling pathway
Cellular component (GO): membrane
Molecular function (GO): transmembrane signaling receptor activity
Source: RefSeq, a predicted model, not a curated record